AUGGGUAAGAUAAGAAUUCGAAUAUUUUUUUCAACUUUUUACGUAAAAUUUCAAAUUGAAAUAACGCUUUUAAACUAUUUUUUAUUAUCCUUGGCCGUGUUUUUAAUUUUUUUCAAUUUAAAUUUUUAUUUUUUUUGAAUUUUAAUUUUCGCGCCAAAUUUCAAAAAUUUUUUGAUCGUCGUAUUUUACAUUUUUGGUCAAUUUUUAAGCUUAUACCCUAAUUAAAUUGAAAUUUCAGCACAAAUGACAUAUAAAAGAAUAGGCUGGUUAAUAUUAUGGUUAUUCAAUGUUACAGUAUCUACAGUAAACGGUGUUUCAUUACAAGACCGAUUAGCUUGUACGAAUGGUAAUGUAUGUCGUGUCAAUAAGGAUCAUCUCGAUUUCUUUGUGCUUGGAGAUACUGGAGGUAAGAAGAAACUUUCUUUACAACUGUUUUUUGGAAAAUUGUUGGGGAAACCGCAAUAACUUUCUUUACAAAACAAAAAAUGACAAGAAUUUUCUUUACAAAGCAAAAAUGGCAAGAACUUACUUUUCAAACCAUAAAAUUGCAAUAACUUUCUUUACAGAACAAAAAAUGGCAAUAACUUUCUUUACAACGCAAAAAAUGGAAAGAACUAUCUUUACAAAGCGUAAAAUGGCAAUAACUUUCUUUACAAUGCAUAAGAUGACAAGAACUUUCUUUACAAAGCAUAAAACGGCAAUAACUUUCUUUACAAAACAAAAAAUGGCAAGAACUUUCUUUACAAGCCACAUAAACUUUAAAAACAUUAAUUUUAGGAAUCUCAUUUGACGUAACAUCAAACUACCUCAACUUUAUAAAGGCAACAGAGGCUCAGCAACGGUUGGCAGACUCUAUGGCGGACUUGGCUGGCCGCCAAAAACCAGACUUUAUCAUCAAUGUGGGCGACAAUGUCUACUUCAAUGGAGCUGAAACUGUGUUUGACUCAAGGUUUGAUGUAAGUUAAUAUUGAAAAAACUUAUCGACUUUUAAAAAUAGCAAAAACUUUCUUUACAACUUUAUUUUUGCUAUUUGCACCCAAACGGACUCGAACCCGGCUGACUUUGACAAUUCAUAACUACUGUAGUUCUUACAGUAACUUCAUAAAAACUUACUGUAAUAUUUAUCAGACUAUGCGAAAUGUAAUUGUUUAACUAAAGUUUUUAUAAAACCGCAAUAACUUUCUUUACAGCUUUUUUUUGUAUUUCGCAUCCAAGCGGAUUCGAACCUGGCUGACUCGGACAAUUUAUAAAUACUGUGGUUCUUACUGUAAUUUUGCAAAAAAAGUGUCACAAAGUAGCUUUAUCUACAGCAAGGCUUAUAAUUCAUUAAAAACUUUAGAAAUUUGCAAAAACUUUCUUUACAUCCUCAUUUUGUCAACUUGCACCCAAGCGGUUUCAAACCCGCUGACUUUGAACCUGCAUAACUACGGUGUUUCUUACUGUAGUGUUUUGAAACUUUGGGAAAUUAUAGAUUAAAUAAUGCUGAAGCGUUAUCAUAGUUUUUAUUUUUAUAAUAAAUGCAAAAACUUUCUUUACAACUUUAAUUUUUGUUCUUUGCACCUAACAGUAAGUGAAUACAAAUCCCGCUGAGUUCGAAGCGUCAUAACUACUGUAGUUCUAUUUGUAAAUUUUUAAAAAUUCGUAAAAAUGUAGCUUAUAGCAUACACUUUAAUGCGUUCCAAUUGAAUUUUAAAAUUUUGCGCAAGAACUUUGUUUACAACGUUUUUUUGUCUUUUGCAUCUAAGCGGAUUUGAACCCGGGCCAUUUAUUUUUAACUGCCCUAAUCCUUUAUAAUGACAAAACUGAUGUAUACUUUAACAAAAAUAGGUAAAAUUAAUAAAUAUAUUUUUAAAAAUGUCAUAUUUAGACAGUGUUCGAAGAGCCAUACGCAGAUCCACGAUUAGAUGUACCAUGGUAUAUGAUAGCUGGUAAUCAUGACCACCUUGGUAAUAUAUCUGCUCAAAUUGAGUAUACCAAAUACUCAACUAAAUGGUAUUACUAUGACUUUGAAAACUAUUUUUAAUGUUCUUUAAGAAUUUUUGAAAAAAAAUUUUUUUUGAAACUUUUUAAAAUUUUUAAAAUUUUAUUAAAAUUUUGAAAUUUUAAUACGCAUUACCUCAAAUUACGUAUUUUACCUUCCAGGACCUAUCCAAAGCUAUAUUACAAAGCCUCGUACUCAUUUGCGGAUGGUACUCGUACUGUUGACAUACUAUUCAUUGACACAAUAGUACUGUGUGGUAAUUGUAUUGAUGUGAACGGCAGGUCAUUGUUCUCGUGGAUCAUGCAUCGGAAGAAGAUUCCGAAUAAACCGGAUCCGGAAUGGGCUACAGAAGCCGUGGCACAGUGGAAAUGGAUUGAGGAACAGCUGGGUAGCUCACGGUAGGAUUACUGUAGGGUGUAGGGUAGGGUAGGGUAGGGUAGAGUAGAGUAGGGUAGGGUAGGGUAGGGUAGGGUAGGGUAGGGUAGGAUAGGGUAGGGUAGGGUAGGGUAGGGUAGGGUAGGGUAGGGUAGGGUAGGGUAGGGUAGGGUAGGGUAGGGUAGGGUAGGGUGAAGUACUAAAAAUGACAUUUUCAGAGCGGACUACCUGUUUGUAGUAGGCCAUUACCCAAUCUACUCAAUCUCAUCUCACGGUCCAGCUAAAUGCCUGAUCGAUAAGUUAGAUCCACUGCUAAGGAAGUAUCAUGUCAGUGCAUACUUUGCUGGUCAUGAUCAUACAAUACAGGUAAGUAUUCUAGCCCUAGUCCUAACACAGAGCCCAAGCCCAGAGCCCUAGCCCAGAGCUCUAGCCCAGAGCCCUAGCCCAGAGCCCUAGCCCAGAGCUCUAGUCCAGAGCCCUAGCCCAGAGCUCUAGCCCAGAGCCUUAGCCCAGAGCCCAGAGCCCAGAGCCCUAGCCCAGAGCCCUAGUCCGAAGUUUUAGCACACGGCUUUAGUUCAGAGCCCUAGUCCAAAGCCCCAGUCCAUAGUCCUAAUCCAGGGCCUUAGCUUUAGUCUAGAGCCUUAGUCAAUAGUUCUAGUCCAAAGCUCUAAUCCAGAACUUUAGUUCACAGAGUUAGUCCGAAGCCCCAGGCUAAAGCCCUAGCCCAGAUCUUUAGUCCAGAGCCCUAGUCCAGGACCCUAGCCCACAACCUUAGUUCUAGCUAUAGCCGUAGCUUAGCUGUAAAGUUUUAAAUUCUAGUUUUUCCGAGUAGACAACACGUCCAGUCAAUCAACUGCCAGAACUUAUGGGGUGAGCCAAACGACCUCAAAGAAGGAUCAUGAGGUCUUCCUAGGCCGACCCAACUACUACAAGAGUGAUGUCAGUACCAUGCACUACCUGAUAAGUGGUGCUGGUUCUAGGACAGAUUUUAGUACCGAAAACUGGGGCUCCAAUCCAGCUGAGCCAAUUUAUCAGUAAGUCUUUGAAAAAACCGCAAGAACUUUCUUUCCAAAGCAUAUUUUUCAAAAAAACCGCAAGAACUUUCUUUCCAAAACGCAUUUUCCUAUAAGCCGCAAAAACUUACUUUCCAAAAAAUAUUUUUCAAAAAAAAACCGCAAGAACUUUCUUUCCAAAAAAUAUUUUUCAAAAAAAACCGCAAGAACUUUCUUUCCAAAACAUAUUUUUCAAAAAAACCGCAAGAACUUUCUUUCCAAAACCCAUUUUUCGAAAAACCGCAAUAACUUUCUUUCCAAAACUCAUUUUUCGAAAAACCGCAAGAACUUUCUUUCCAAAACGCAUUUUUUUUUAAAACCGCAAGGACUUUCUUUCCAAAACAUAUUUUUCAAAAAACCGCAAGAACUUUCUUUCCAGCUACCCCCGAGACCAGGACGAACCUUUAUGGAAGCGGAUUUUGCACGCUCCAGAACUGGGCUACGGUUACGGUGGUUUCGUGCGCUUCGAAGUUCGAAAUGACACAGCUGAUAUGUACUUUUACGUUAAAGAGCUGGAUAUGGAGUUCCUGGACUACAUCAAUCGACGACCGAACAUUGCUGCCAUCAAAGAUUAG
Bursaphelenchus okinawaensis is the source of this 3983-nucleotide messenger RNA. NCBI's taxonomy places the organism in Eukaryota, Metazoa, Nematoda, Chromadorea, Rhabditida, Aphelenchoididae. The record is from the annotation of a GenBank genome assembly.